AACUGUUGUUCAUUCAUGAACUUUCAGUCUGAGCGAAAACAGUUCAUAAUAUUUCUUUUCUGAUGAUAGGGUAAGAUAUUGAGUGAUUAAUAAAAUGAUAAAUAUUAGGAUACCUUAUAAUGAUUCUUGAGGAAUUUGUGACAACGGGGGACCCCCGAUGGGACGGACCUUCCUGCUCGGGUAUUCCGAGUGGGGAGGCUUUACUCACACUUUUUUCAACAGGUGAAGAAUUGGAUGAUAAAGCUAAAUCUGAUUCUAUUAUGUUCCCUGGUAGCGUUUCUCAACCACAAAUUGCCAGCACAUCUUAUCGAGAAGCAUACCCCAGCAAUUCAAGAUCAAUUAGAGCGGAAGAAAGUAAUCUGUGGCUGAGUUCAGAGAAAUCAUUAAAUAUUAUGCCACCUCUUACAAAUUUAAGUACCACUGGUGCAAUACUAUCACAAUACCCAUUGCCCGAGGCUACAACUUCUUUUCAAACUAAUGAAUCAGCCCUUACGCAAUCAGCUUUUUCAUUAGCUCCAGAUCCGAUGUCGCAAGAGUUGCUUUUGCACUUAAAUGCACAUUUCGAUCCCCCAAUGUAUAGCUCAUGUUCCAUAUCUACAACAGAUGCCCUUUUUACCACCUCAUCAGCACAAUCACUCAUAAAUCCUAGUCCAGAUGAAUUGCAUUUUUUAACGAAACAACAAUGGACCCAAAGUGACCUUUGUCCUAGUGUGUCUGAAACGCCAUUUAAAUUAGAUUCUACGGUAUCUGUAAGAGGGUCAGCCACACUUGCGGAAUACAAUCAAUCUACAAGUAAAGGGCAUGAGAUAUUAAAUCAAGCUUACCAGAACAGUCCAGUUCCACUCAAACUUCUUCCAGUAAAGCCACGGAAAUAUCCUAAUCGCCCUAGUAAGACACCAGUUCAUGAAAGGCCAUACGCUUGUCCAAUCAAUCCCUGUGACAGAAGAUUUUCCCGAAGCGAUGAAUUAACGAGGCACAUUCGAAUUCAUACUGGACAAAAACCAUUCCAAUGUCAAGUUUGCAUGCGAUCUUUUAGUCGAUCCGAUCAUUUAACUACACAUAUACGCACACACACUGGAGAAAAACCUUUUUCAUGUGAUAUAUGUGGGAGAAAAUUUGCCAGAAGUGACGAAAAAAAACGUCACGCGAAAGUUCAUUUGAAACAAAAGACAAAAAAAUAUGGACGUUCUGUAAAUGACAACAAUCCUGAUGGAAAUGGAAUGUUGUUAUCAUAAUUAAUAUACCAUGCUUCUCAACAAAAUCAUAGAACUAACCAACCCGAAGGAUUUUUUUUGAAGCAAAUUCUGUGAUAAAAAUAUAUUAAAAAUUGUAUAUUUGCGUAACAAUAUCUCGACACGUCCUUAAAGAUUGAAUCAUAACAUCAGUCUACAUAGUGCAAAUUUGUUGCAAACUUAAACCAUAUUUUUGUUCAAACCAUAGUAUAAUAUGUACGUUGAACGAUAAUACGAGAUAACUUUCUUAUGAUUCAUGGUUGGCAAGUUUCUGACUGUUUCAACCAUAGAUAAAACCGUUACGUCAAAAGCUGUUUCGAAAACUGUUAAAAAUAUAAAAAGUUGCAUUUAUGUAUUGGUAUCACUAUUAUUAUUCUCAUAUAUAAUAGUCAAUGUUAAAUAUUAAAUUACUUCUUUUUUUGCAUAAAUCAACAAAUUUUAAAAAUAAAAUGCCCUAUUAAUACAUAACUAUACUCAAAAUAUAGAUCACUGCAUGCUAGCAAAAGCUAUUAACUCUUUAGUUGUUAAGUUUCUCGAAAAAAGAGAAAACGAAUAUCUAAUAAUUAUUUAUGUUAUAAUUACCUUACAGAAAAAAGGCAAACUUAAAGUUGAAUUACUUAGAAGUGCAAGAACUCUUUUUAUUGUAUUAUAUAAAAACUUUAAUGCCUUUUCUCUUGUGUCCAUUCCGUCUCUAAAUUAAUUCAAUGUUAUAAUUGGAAUUUAAUGCAGAUUUUUGAGAGUUGAAAAAAAAAAUUAUUAUUUUUCCUUCUGAACAAAAUAUAUCAAAUUUAGUAACAUAAAAACUAAAAUAAUAAUUGCACUAUGUAAGAAUUUCAAUAAGUCUAUUUCAAAAUUUGUUCAGAAAAGAUAAUCUCUCAAAUAAAAUAAAAUAGCAACAAAAAUAGAUGAAGUACUAUACUUACUGCCUAUAACUUACAUUUUAUUUUAGCAUAAUCAUUAUUAUUUAAUAUUUAUAUAUUAGCAUAUAUUUAUUUAUUAGUAUUUGAAAUUAUUACUUUCAAUAUAAUAUAAAAACUUGAUUUACGUUCUGGCUAUUAGCACAGAUUUUUGUCGGUUUAUACCAUAUUUUCAUGUGUACUAUGGUUGCAACAAGGUAUUAUGGUUUGCUGUCCAUGAACAAUCAGGGGAUGUAGAAUUUAUACUGAAAAAUAACAAAAAUUCGUUAUUUUAACUGUUGACUAAAAUGUGGUUAUUUAAAUGAUUUUAUUAGAGUGUUUCUACAUGUUGUAAUUGUUUUUGUUAAUUUUCGUAAAUAAUCCUAACUGAUAAUCUAAUGAUUAAUAAAUUACAGUUUUUAUUUAAAUAUAACCAGGGGUAAGUUUAACUUUAGAAAUGUGUUGUACUGUUAUUACUGAAUAACAAAACAGGUCUUAGGUUCCAACAUAACAAGCCAUCGCUUGGAAAUGUCAAGUAAAAUAAGCAUUGUAAAUUUACUAAGUAAAAAAAUCUUUAUAAAUCUUCCCUCUAAAGCAAGUCUUUUUAAAAUUCUUAUCAAAGUAUUCUUUUUUUAAUUUUUAACAAUUAGAAAAAAAUAGCAAUCGCAAAUUAAUGCCUUACUGAGGAAAAACAAAACAAAACAUACAAGAUAAAAAAAUGUGGCGAAUUAUUACGAUUCAUUUGGAAGGAACGGGGGAUCAAAACCUGUUUGGUUUUGAAUCUCGUCAUCCAGAAAUCAAAUUGAAGUGUGUGAAAAAGAGAGUCAUAUAAUAAACUCCCACUAUUGUUCGUUAAAUAACAAACAAUAAUAAUUUUAAUAUAAAACAUACAAAUAUAUACAUUUGCGAACGUUUCUUUUUCCUUAUUUCUUAUAAUGUGAGUCAGCAAAUAUUCAUCUGUAACUAAUUUAAGAUGAUCGAUCCAUAUUGUAACUAUAGUAGCCAUAUUGUAAUUGUAACUACAGUGACUAUAAAGAAACAACUUUAUUGUAAUUGGUUCAGAGUGUUGAACCAAUUACAGUACAGUUGGUUUUUAAAUAGUUGUUUCUUGUCAUAUUAGGCCAUUUCUCAGAUUUUUAUAUUACGUUUGAGAAAAACACCAGAAAUUUUGAUUGAUUCCCUUCUGGGAAGCAAAUUUUUGGACAUAUUUUUUAAUUAUUUUUUGUCAUUUGAAAGUGAGAAUAAUAUGUAAAUAUUAACAUUUUCUGUUUAUUUAACGUUGUUUUUUACAGAGCUUAAUAUUUUUUGUUAAAGCAAUCGCUUUUAUUUACAGUUUAACAGCUUUAUUUGUACAUAGUUAAUGUUUAACCUACCUUUUUUUACAGUGUCAUGAUUUAAACCUUAUAUGUAAAAAUAGUAAAUUACAAUUGUUUGAAUGUAUGUAAACUGAGUGUUAACAAAUUUUAAGCAAGUGCUUGAGUCAAACAAAAGUUUUAAAAUGACAAUAUUUUCGAACACAUUCCAAAGUUAACAAAGAAGCAAAUAUGAAGUGAUGAAAACAAGCAGUAAAAAUUCAAUGUACAUUGUCAUGAUUAGUACAUUGUACAUUGUCAUGAAUGUACAUUGUCAUCUUAAGCUGGUAAACGAUGCGAUAACGAUACUCAUAAGGGCUAAAAUUGAUGUAAAAAUAGCAACCCAAAAAAUCGAAAGUUUUAAUAAAAAUUAUUAUAAUUAUUAUUAUUUUGCUUUUAAAGUGCAAAUUUUUUAUUUUUGCAACUAAUUUAUUCACACUUUAAAUCGUGCAUAUUUCAGUGCACUAUAGUUAAAGUUCUAUUUCUGAAAUAUAAUAGAAUUGCUGGUGUUUUGAGGGUUUUGUUACAUCAAACAGAAUCUACAACUAAUUCAAAAUGAAAACACUACCAAUAAAUUAAAACAUAACUAAACUAAAAAUUUCUCCUUCAAAAUUGAGAAUGCUAUUGUUUAAGUAUUUAAAUGCAAGAUGAAAUUUUUGUUUAAGUUAUAAAAUGCAUAAAAUUAUUUAUUAUGAUUAUUAAUGAAAUAUUAUGAUAAACUUACCUUUAAAACGCUAAAGGUAUUAAAAUAUACGGACCAAAGUUUUUCAGAAAUCUAAAAGCCAAGAGAAUUAAUUAAUUUUCUACUUUUUGAGUAAAUAACAAAACAGCUGUUUAAAUAACUAGGAUUGUUAGUUAAUAUUCUAUAUUUUAGUUAUUUUUUCUGAAAAUCGAUGUAAAUAGCCGUUGGUUAUUUGUUUUAUAAUAAUUCUUUCAUAAGCCUGCAUGCUUUAUGAAAGAUGUCGGAAAGUUUAAAAAAUAAAUGGAAGACAAUUUUUUUUUCUUAUUGCAAAAGUGCGUUUUGAUUUAUGUAAUUUCACUUAAAUAGUUUUAUAACUUUAAAAUAAGAAUUAAAAACUUUGUAAUAAGAAUAAGGAUUAUUUCUUAAAGUUACUAUAUAGCAUAAAUAUUUUUCAAUAAUUAUCAUUAUAGCUUAUUUUCUCUGUCCACAGUAGAAUAUAACUAUAUCAAGUAGAAUAUAACUAUAUCAGUAGAAUAUAACUAUAUAAUCAAAAUAUGUUAGAGACUUGGAAACUCAAAUAUUUCCUUUUUAAUUUAAUAUACAGUUCUCCCACAGAGACACAUAAUUCAUUUUCUCUCGGUAAGGAAUUAUGCUCUUCAAGUUUACGUGAUUUUCCCACUCUCUACACUUUUCUCCUCUUCGUUACCAUGGCAUCCCCAAAUCUUGGUGAUUUUUAAUAUAUUUCCACUUCGAACUGAAACGUUCUGCCGUGGAGAAAUAAAAUGAUUUUCCGUUACCAUCGAAACGGAGAGGGGAAAAGUGUGGAGUGUGGGAAAAUUGUGCAACCUUGAGACACUAUUCUAUUUACAAAGAGUAUAAGACAUGUGUAGUGGCAUGUAGAUGUGGAUUACAAGGGAGAAUUCCUCGAUUAGAUGUUCUUAAAAUGAGGACUGUAAUCACUUGAAGGAUAAAAAAUACCCUAUUUCACUAGAAGAAGAAGACUAUAUAUAAUUCUCAAAAAAUCUUAAUCUAUAUUUUAUGUAAAUGAAAAUUAAUGUAUGGUAAAAAAGAAUAAUGUACGAUAAAGUGUUUGUAUUAUCUUUCGUAUGUAGAAAGAAUAUUGGUAGAAUUUAAGCAUCCUAAUAUCUGAUAAGUAAAUUUGCUUAUAAAUAAUAUCAUAAUGUCCAUAAAAUAUUUUUCUUCCUACAAACCUAUUCAUUUUUAUAAUUAAAUAUUUUAAACUAAACUACUUGUUUUAAAAUAAUAUCAUGUCUAUAAAAUGUUUUUCUUCUCCUAAAUAAAUAUUAGUUGAUUUAAAGUUUUUUAAGUUUAAUAUUAGUUGAGUUAAGAUUUAAAAUCAUCGUUAGAUGGCCACCGAAUGCUUUGGACAGUGUUUAUGAGAAAACGUAAUUUAAGUAUUUGUAUAGAACUGAGAAACUGCAACAUCUAUUAAAUGAUAUUGUUUUAUAUAAUUGUGUAUUGAGACACAAAACUUUUUAAAUAUAUAAAAUUUUAUUCGGAAUAUUUUGAUGAUUAUUUCAUUGAAAUUUUUCUUCAUGCCACAAAUACAAUAUUUAACAUUCAAAUCUCAAGAAUUUAUUCUUGAGAAGUUUUAUUCACAAUUAAAAAAGUAUACAUUUGCACCCACAACAACAAGA
Messenger RNA from Parasteatoda tepidariorum (common house spider), 5820 nucleotides. RefSeq lists its product as uncharacterized. Gene Ontology annotation, biological process: regulation of transcription by RNA polymerase II. Lineage: Eukaryota; Metazoa; Arthropoda; Arachnida; Araneae; Theridiidae. Gene Ontology annotation, molecular function: RNA polymerase II cis-regulatory region sequence-specific DNA binding; DNA-binding transcription factor activity, RNA polymerase II-specific. The record is from RefSeq and is a predicted model, not a curated record.